AUGGACGCAAACGUGGCGCUGGCGCUGCUCUCCUCCUGCUCGCCCUCCACUUCCGCCGCCGCCUCCUCGCUCCUCCCUCGUCGCCGCUGCCUGGCCUCCCGCCGAAGAGCAAGCUCACGAGCCACCAUCAUGGCGGCGUUGGGCGAUGACCCAAUCAGGGAAUGGAUUCUUACAGAAGGGAAGGCCACGCAGAUAAAAGGGAUAAGGUCCAUUGGUGGUGGCUGCAUUAACUCUGCUCAGCGCUAUGAUACUGACGCGGGGCCCUUCUUUGUGAAGACUAAUAGCCGCAUUGGUCCAGAAAUGUUUGAAGGGGAAGCUCUUGGUUUGAAGGCAAUGUAUGACACAAAGUCAAUCCGUGUUCCUUUGCCAUACAAGGUUGGGUCAUUACCUACCGGUGGUUCUUUCAUCAUCAUGGAGUUUAUUGAAUUUGGCCCUUCAAGGGGAGACCAGUCAGUUUUGGGAAGGAAGCUUGCCGAAAUGCAUAAGGCUGCUAAAUCUGAUAAGGGAUAUGGUUUCCAUGUUGAGAAUACUAUUGGAAGCACUCCACAAAUUAACACUUGGACUGAUGACUGGAUUGAGUUUUACUCCAAGCAUAGAUUGGGUUACCAGUUGGAGUUGGCAUCGAGACGAUACGGAGAUUCUGCCAUACUCGAAAAAGGUCAGCGAUUGAUCAACAAUAUCCACCCACUUUUUGAUGGAGCUGUUAUUGAGCCCUGCUUGCUUCAUGGUGAUCUCUGGAGCGGAAACAUAAGCUCUGAUAGCAAUGGGGAUCCUGUAAUAUUGGAUCCUGCUUGCUACUAUGGACACAACGAGGCAGAGUUUGGGAUGUCCUGGUGUGCUGGAUUUGGUGGGGACUUCUAUAAUGCCUAUUUUCAGGUGAUGCCGAAACAACCAGGGUUUGAGAAGAGGAGGGACCUCUACCUCCUCUACCACUACCUGAAUCACUACAAUCUUUUUGGCUCCGGGUACCGUUCAUCAGCUAUGUCCAUAAUCGAAGACUACUUAUAUGUGCUGGCGGCUUAG
This is a messenger RNA of Miscanthus lutarioriparius, 1023 nucleotides long. Lineage: Eukaryota; Viridiplantae; Streptophyta; Magnoliopsida; Poales; Poaceae. The record is from the annotation of a GenBank genome assembly.